Scomber scombrus (Atlantic mackerel) is the source of this 3514-nucleotide messenger RNA. RefSeq names its product fyn-related Src family tyrosine kinase (gene frk). Gene Ontology annotation, molecular function: signaling receptor binding; ATP binding; non-membrane spanning protein tyrosine kinase activity. The record is from RefSeq and is a predicted model, not a curated record. Bases 161 to 1735 code for a protein of 524 amino acids. NCBI's taxonomy places the organism in Eukaryota, Metazoa, Chordata, Actinopteri, Scombriformes, Scombridae. The transcript has 8 exons. Gene Ontology annotation, cellular component: extrinsic component of cytoplasmic side of plasma membrane. Gene Ontology annotation, biological process: cell surface receptor protein tyrosine kinase signaling pathway; protein phosphorylation; cell differentiation.
AGUCGGCUGUGUGAGUGAAUGAGUAUUGAGGUCAAAGAUUGCUGCUAUCGCUGGGAUUAUUAAAAUGACUGGCUUGUUUUAUGGAAUGAGGAUUCUCCCAAACUAUUUCCUUCUUCAUACCUGAUACAGAAUGAGCUGCUGUGAUUGACGGGAGCACACCAUGGCGACUGACAAGAGGUUAUCUGCGUGUUGGGAGAGAUUUUUGGGAUGUUUUAGAAAUUCAAACCAAUCUGAAGAUGAGCGCAAACGUCAGGAUAAAAACAAACCCUCAACUGUCAUCGCAAACCCUGUUGCGGUUAAAUCAUCAGAGCCGGACUUUUAUUUAAAUAGAGCUCUACCUUCGCUGCCUAAGGAGAAAUCAGUGAGUUAUUAUACAGCCUUGUUUGAUUACUCUGCUCGUACUGAAGAGGACUUGAGUUUCAACACUGGGGAUACUUUGGAGGCUUUGGAUAAAAGCGCUGGUGACUGGUGGUUUGCCAGAGCAGUCACUGGGAUAUCAGCCUCCAAACAGGGUUAUAUCCCUGCUAAUUAUGUGGCACCUGUGGAGAGCAUUGAUGCAGAACCAUGGUUUUUUCACGACACCAAGAGGCUGGAUGCAGAGAAGAUGCUGCUGGCUGAAGGGAACCAACAUGGCGCCUUCCUCAUCAGAGAGUGUGAAAGUCAGAAAGGAGAGCUCUCCCUCUCGGUGCUGGACGGCGGGAAGGUGAAGCAUUACAAGCUGAAAAAACUGGAAAAUGGUAACUACUUUGUGUCGAGGAACAGGGCUUUUGAAACACUGAAGGAGUUAGUGCAUCAUUACUCCCAACAGACAGAUGGCCUCUGCGUGCGUCUGGUUGAACCAUGCAAAAAGAUGGAGGCUCCACAGACUCACGGUCUGUCCUACAACACGGUGGACCAAUGGGAGAUCGACCGCAAAUCAGUCCAGCUGCGGGCAAAACUGGGAGCUGGUCAGUUUGGGGAAGUCUUCCAGGGCCUGUGGAAUGACAGCACAGCAGUCGCAGUGAAGACCCUCAAACCUGGUACCAUGGACCCCGAGGACUUCCUAAGAGAGGCUCAGAUGAUGAAGAGACUGCGGCACCCCAAGCUGAUCCAGCUGUACGCCGUCUGCACCUUGGAGGAGCCCAUCUACAUCAUCACAGAGCUGAUGAAGAACGGCAGCCUGCUGGAGUACCUCCAGAAGGACAAGGGUACCACGCUGGGUAUAUCUGACCAGACUGAGAUGGCUGCGCAGGUGGCAGCCGGCAUGGCUUACCUGGAGUUACAGAACUACAUCCACAGAGACCUGGCAGCCAGGAACGUGCUGGUGGGCGAGAACAACAUCUGCAAGGUUGCUGACUUUGGCCUGGCCAGGGUCUUCAUGAAAGAGAAUGACAAUGUGUACGAAGCCAGAGAAGGCACCAAAUUCCCCGUGAAAUGGACUGCUCCCGAGGCCAUCCAUGAUAACAAGUUCACCAUCAAAUCUGACGUUUGGUCCUUUGGCAUUUUAUUGUAUGAGAUCAUGACUUUUGGCCAGAUGCCUUACCCAGGCAUGACAAACUACGUGGUGGUCCAGAAGCUUUCCCAGGGUUACAGGAUGCCUUGCGCCCCAGGCUGCCCCAGAGUCAUGUACGACAUCAUGACGGACUGCUGGAAACAGAACGAACAGGACCGGCCCACGUUCGAGACCCUGCAGUGGAAGCUGGAGGACUUCUUCGACCUGGACGUCACCUCCUACGACGACGCCGGCGGUUAUUAGUGCACCGACCGAGGCUGUGACACAUGGAAAGAAAAGGAACUUUAAAAAAAAAAAAAAAACAUUCUGUAGGCACCAGAACAAAUCAAAAUCACUUGAAUCCAAACAUGGACACUCAUUGAUGUUUCUAUGAAGUAACAGAUUCUAAUAUAAUUUGAGAUUCCACUCUUUGUGGUUGAGUGAAGGAUCUGAAAUGUUUUGAUCUUCUUGUGAUCAAAUACUGUGAAGAAACUUGUACUAUAGUAACAGUCAGUUAGGACACUCCUUGUUUUUCUUUUACAACUGAAUGCACUUUCAGACAGGUAGUAUAUGCAUCUAGCCUAACUCUUACAGCGUACUUGACUGGAAGAGGCUGCUUUCAACAGAGGCGGAAAUCUGCUCGCUGUCUGCUCAUCUGGACAAACCAGUUCUUCUUACACUCGCCAUAGCAACAUAGUGAGCAUUCUUUCCACUGCUUACCUUCCAAGGUGUUAUCUGAAGAUACCUGAGAGGAUUUACAAGACAGGUCCACUUACAGGCUCAAGAAACUGCGAGCGAUACUGAGUGAGUGGCAGGUGUCGUCGUUCCUGAUUGCAAAUGUGUAUGGUAUUAACAUGAUGAUAAGGUAGUUGACUGUUUUAGGCCCCAGCAGCCAGAGGUGCCCAUUAGAUGAAAGCACAGUAACAUUAUCUCCAGUUCUUUUCUUCCAUAAAAACAAUUCCACUCUAGAGUCAGCUCCAUGUCCUCCAUUACAUAAUCAAGCUAUUUGAUAUUAAGCUUUUGUCUUGGUGCCACUCCUACAACUGAUACAAAGAGAGCUAAAAACAAAGAGCCACAGUCAGGUUUGUAAAGAGUCCAGCAGGUGUUACGGAGAGAAAAAAACACUAGCUGGUGCACACGUAUUAUUAAAUCGUGUCCCUGAAUGAUUUAAUUCAUGCAUACAGAUUACUCAAACCUGUUCUUGAAAUUAUAAUUAGCUGUCACCACUUACACAUUACUUUAUCAACAUUUGAUUUAAAAAGUUACAUAGUUUCAAGUCCUAGUGACCUUUUAACAGUGCAAAAUGUACAAUGAAAGUUGUCAGGCCAUCUGAUUUACAGCAUAUGAGUCACUUGGAUUGAUAGAGAUAUAUGGUUGUACUUUGGUAUUUCCCUAUUUAAACAAUGUUUUAACUUUUACACCCCUUCAAAUCUGUUUAGGGUCAGGUAACAUUGUGCUUUGUUUAUUUGCACACACAAAUUAGGUCAUAUGAAAGACCGAAUGAUGAACUUGAGAGCACAGUUCAUUUCUUUUUGCACACUAUCUUUAAGACCUGCUAGGCUUUGUGUGUUUGGUAGCCCAUGAGCCCCAUACGGCCCCCAAAUCAAGUCCUGACAGCUGUAUCGUAGCACACCUAAGAACAACUACAAUGUACUCACCCAUAUCUGCUUGCAUAGCAGUGUACAUUUAGUUGAAUGUCUUAUUUAUGUGGGACCUGCAGUGUAAUGGAUGGAUGACUGAACUAUGUUGUGACGCUGGACUUACUGUUCUCCGCCUCUUUUUUUUUUUUUUUUUUAAUGAUUCUGUUAAAGUUGACAAGCUGCUGUUAGAUCAGUGAGGACGUUCUGCCUGAUCAGCAGCAGCUCUAACAUUGAAAAGACAGAUGUUGACUAAUCAGACAGGUGUAUUUAACAAGUUGAAUCUGAUGGAUUGCCAUGUUCUGAUGAUUUUGUAUGUUUUUAUUGGUAUGAACAAAGUCUUAAUUGCCAUUACUAUGGCAUUGUUUAUAUAAUCAUACUGUAUUUUUAAAUGAUUAUCCUUUUA